ACUUCCCGGUGCGCAGCCAUAUUAUUCCCUUCCGGAUCCUCGCUUCCUGCCGAGACGUAACUCGUUCAGAAAUGUGAGUAUCGACAUCUCAUGGGUUCCGCUGUGGAAAUGGCCUCUCGUCUAGUCACCCACCUAUAAAUGCCAAAUGAGCUGCUGUUUUUUGGAGUCGGCCGAAAGAAGAUAGCCCCGUCUGAACCACUACCCGGGAGUAUUGGGAAGUUCGUUACGGUAAUUCGAGGAGUGACUAGGCAGAAAAACAAUGCCACAUUUCCUGUGGCCAGAACCGCUGUCACCUGCACAACUCAAGCGGUUGGAGGAGCACAAAUACAGCGCCUCUGGUCGAUCCCUGUUUGAGCCACCGUGUCAAAUCUACUGGAACUGGCUCGUCCAGCAAACUCCGAUAUGGAUCGCACCAAACACUCUGACUAUUGUUGGACUGCUGGUCAAUAUCCUCACCACGGUGGUGCUUGUGUAUUAUUGUCCCACUGCAACAGAGGAGGCUCCAGCAUGGGCCUUCAUCAUGAGUGCUCUGGGUCUGUUCAUCUACCAGUCUCUGGACGCCAUUGACGGGAAGCAGGCCAGGAGGACAAACACCAGCUCAGCUCUGGGGGAGCUCUUCGACCACGGCUGCGAUGCUGUCUCCACAGUCUUCGUUGCUGUGGGAACAUGCAUUUCGUGCGGAAUAGGAAGACUCCCAGACUGGAUUUUCUUCUGCGGUUUUAUUGGGAUGUUCAUGUUCUUCUGCGCCCACUGGCAGACCUACGUGUCCGGGACCCUCCGCUUUGGCCUGAUUGACGUCACAGAGGUGCAGAUCGCCAUCACGAUCAUGUAUGUGAUGUCGGCUUUCGGAGGCGUGAGCCUUUGGCAAAGCACGUUGCCCAUCAUUGGACUGAAGCUGUACGUCUUCCCUAUCAUUGGCAUCAUCGGCGGCGCCCUCUACUCCUGCUACAACUACUUCUAUGUCAUUUUGAAUGGAGGCGUUGGCAAAAACGGCUCAACUGUGGCUGACACCAGUGUGCUGAGUCCUGGUUUGCACGUCGGCCUCAUCCUCACCUUGGCCUUCAUCAUUUUCAAGAAGUCGUCCAGCCAGCUGUUUGAGCUCCACCCCUGUCUGUACCUGCUCACCUUUGGCAUGGUCAUGGCCAAGAUCUCCAACAAGCUUGUGGUCGCACACAUGACCAAGAGUGAGUUGCACCUCCCGGACACGGCCUUCAUAGGCCCCGGCCUCCUCUUCCUCAACCAGUACUUCAACAGCUUCAUCGAUGAGCACAUAGUCCUCUGGAUCGCCAUGGUCUUCUCCCUUCUGGAUCUAACGCGCUACUGUACGGGCGUGUGCCUCCAGAUCGCCUCCCACCUGCGCAUCCGAGUCUUCAGCAUCACGCCACCGAGCCACGGCCACCGCGACUGAAGGCUUGCCCGGCGGGAGGAGGCGGGGGGGGACGCAGACCUCUCCCCGCUCCUGAAAGCAGACGAUGACGAGGAGAGACCCUCCUCAACCCCGAGCCACUGCAGCCUUGACAAAGUGACCACUUCUGAUUAAAACUGCCUCUCCGACAAGAUGGAAAAAUACAAAAAAAUAAAAACAACUCAAAACUAUAAACCAAACCAAACCAAAACAAAAAAAAGAAGAAAAAAAAGUUUUGAAAAGCAUGGAUCUAUUGAAUGGGAAAUUCCCUUGAAUUCCUCAUUGGCUGUUGUAGCCAAUACGUUUUAAUUUAGACAUCAUUGCAUGUUGUCAGAAAAUAGUUUAGAUUUUUACAUCCUGCUUAUUCAACUCAAUACCAAAAUGUUUUCUUCAACGGGUACUUUAUAAUUUGGGCAAAUAUCGGAGCAUUUUAAGAAAGUUCUAUUAAUCAUUUUGUUUUUAUUUAUUAAAUGAAUGUGACCCAAUCUGACAUGAAUCGGGGCUUGAAAAUGCAGAUUCAAUUUUUUUUAGAUGACCUUUAAAACCUCAAAUAAUUCCCAAUGAAUUUUUGAAAUGUGGACUGGCAAGUUGUCAACGUGCAACGUGACUGGGGUAACGGUCUGUGUUAGUGCUGAAAACGACGACUGGAUUUCUAUCAGGCCUCUCUUACAAAUAACUUCCUAUUUAUAUUCUCUGUUAUUCAUCUCAUCCGACAGUCCUGGAAAAUAAAGAAAUAAACACCUCAACUCUGGCCUUUUUAGAGCGCCGUCGACUAAUGAAGCAUUAACACAUGACUUGUUCUGCUUUCUCUGUUCUUCUCCCUGAAGGGCUAAUAGUUAAUUAUUUGUGAUUGUACAGAAUUCUACUGAAAAACGCCUUAAGUAUUUUUGUUGUAAUUACUGUUUAACUUGUGAAUAUUUAAAACAGCUUUGUAUGUGUUUUGUUUGUUUAGUUUUUUUGUUUUUUUUGGGGUUUUCCACUACAGUCAUCAAACCAGAUGCAACAAUAGGAAUAAUACAAUGCUACUGGAACUGUUCACUCAUAACGUUUCUUCACUUACACAAAUGUAUAUUAUGUAAAGGUGAGCGAUUCAUUUGGUUCUUGAAGAUUUGUUGGAUUAUCAGUUGUCAUCUGACUGACGCAUUAUUCAGGUUUCAUUUCAUCAAAAGGGAUAUUUCUGUAGUGCCGAUAAACUAUUUUAAGGGUAAAAGACAAUUGUACUCUAAUAAAAUGAUCUUCCUCUUAGGAAAUUAAAGAGGAGGCAUGUCCUAAAAAUGAUUUCUUUUUGAUUUACGAUGGACCUUGGAACUAUGCAUUGACAUGUACAACCUUGAUUUCAACACCAUGUUGCACUGUUCAAUAAUCCAGUUAAACACAUUUGUACUAAUAGAUAAUGUCUGAGUGGAAAAAAAAUUGUAAUAAAGAAAAUAUUUUUCA
Messenger RNA from Perca flavescens (yellow perch), 2842 nucleotides. It is a transcript of the gene chpt1, whose product is annotated as choline phosphotransferase 1. Gene Ontology annotation, biological process: phospholipid biosynthetic process. Gene Ontology annotation, molecular function: diacylglycerol cholinephosphotransferase activity. The record is from RefSeq and is a predicted model, not a curated record. The coding region runs from base 260 to 1408 and encodes 382 amino acids. Lineage: Eukaryota; Metazoa; Chordata; Actinopteri; Perciformes; Percidae. The transcript has 8 exons. Gene Ontology annotation, cellular component: endoplasmic reticulum membrane; Golgi apparatus.